Messenger RNA from Macadamia integrifolia, 3746 nucleotides. RefSeq lists its product as uncharacterized. Lineage: Eukaryota; Viridiplantae; Streptophyta; Magnoliopsida; Proteales; Proteaceae. Bases 1822 to 3375 code for a protein of 517 amino acids. The transcript is spliced from 4 exons. The record is from RefSeq and is a predicted model, not a curated record.
UCCCCCUUAGUACUCAAAGUGAAACAUCUGAGACCCAUUGCUUUCAUUCUAUGAGAAACAGCCACAUACGUACAUUUAAAGUCGAAAGUAAGGAAUCAAUACUACGCAUUUUGUUGUAUAUGGUGUUCUUUCAACUAAUUGCUAAUGUUAACGCGUUUUGUUUGAAAUGAAAUUCUUUCUACUAGUUGCUAUUAUGCAUUAUUGUAUGGGAAGGUCCUCUGUGUGUGUUGCUACAGAUUUCGACUCAAUUCAGACCUGCACACAACAGACAAGAGAGUGUCCAUCGGAGAGGCUCCAAUGGAUGAGACUCUGAUGCCUAAGUUAGUCUUGGAUUCAAUAUUGAAAGAGUAGUGGGAGAGGGAGAGAAAGCGACAUGCUUUUCUUAACCUUCCUUUUCCCUUUUAUAGGAUAGCUGUCAUGAAACCCUAAUCCCCAUAAGGGGGUGGAAUACCUUAUUUGCCCCAUAAGGGGGUGGAAUACCAUAUUUGCCCUGUAAGGGGUGAAAUGCCUUCUUUGACCUUGUGGGCAGGUGCUUUUGCUUUUGAGUUUGAGAGGUCUUUUGAUUUGUGGUUGUUUACCAUGUGUCCCCCGCCUAUUGGUGAAGUUAUUUUAUGGCGUAUCAGUGUGUAUUCAUAUUAUGUUUCAUCAUCAACUAUUUUUUUAUAUGUAUUUUGAAUAUUUGAAUUCACUACUCUAUUUUUUGCAAUAGAUAGUGAUCAAUGAUGGCGUGGGGGAAUAGGAGAAGUCAAAAAAUCGUUUAUGCUUUAUAUCUACCUUCAAUUAAAGGAUCAAGCAAAUCUAUUACAUAAAGAUGUGGCUCAGACAAAGGUAUUGAGGUCAGUGCAAGUACUCAAAUACGUAGGAUCUGGCUCACCUCCAUAGAGCCCAGGGACUAGUGAGUGAUUCUAUGGCAAGGAGGACCCAGACACACAUCCCUAGGUCACUCCAACCCUAGGAUCACUCUCUGGUCCCUAGGUUCUAUGGAGAGGAAUCCUAUUCCAAAUACGUAUUAGAACUAAAAAGUCUCUCAUAUGCCCCUCCCAUUCCAACCUGAAGCAUACCUAACCUCCUCCCUUUAAGUAUUCAAAACAUGGAAUCUCAUUGAAGAAUAUAUGACCAUUAAAAACCCAAGGGAGGAAGCAUCCUAUAAGGUGCACCAUAUGGUUGAGACAGAUUACCGUAUCUAACUAGUGAGUUAUCCAGGUAAUCUUCCGCCCAUCCAUUGGUUAGAUUGCCAAAUCAUCAGUUCACAUGGCAAUAAAACUACUACAUGGCAAAAAGGCUUCCAUGCAAAGGCAUCACAAUGAAAACCUUCUCACUUUUUAUGGAAAGAACCAAUAACCUCAUCUGCCCAAGGUGGUCUGCCUGGUUAGGCCUUUCCGGGUCAGUAUCAAAACCAAUACAAAAGUAUGGUCGGACCAUCUUGGAUUUGAAAGAAAAAGCUUUAAACACCCGCCAAUUCAUCAAAUUAAAUGAGAAGUAUCCAUAUAUAGUGGGUGGAAGAACUGAGACUAUCAUCUUCGUCCACCAGUCCUUACAGCCUAAACAAGUCCGCCUAUACUUAUCGCCUAUUCUUGUCAGAGCCAAAUCACCUAUUACCACGUGUCAAAUUCCCUUGCUUUCCCGCGCCUUUUUUUGCUGACAUGGCUAAUUUCCUUUUAAUUCUCAUAUACAUAAGAGCCCCAUCAGUCAUAGCUUGCAUUUGCAAGCUACAGAAAGCGAGAAACGAAGCUCUUGAGAGGGUUAAAUUCGUAUCUGAUUCUCCUACUGGGGUUGAUAUUGAAAGAUUGUAAUUGAAGUUAGAUUUCUUAGUUUCUAGAGAUGGUAAACAGGAAGAAGAAACAAAAAUCUGUUGCUAGUAAACCAGAAGUUGUGGAAACCAGGAAUAAUGAGAACACAAGGGGAUAUGGUGUGGAAAAAAUGAAAGAAAAAAACGUAGAUGAUAAGGCUGAGGAAAAGAAACCUACUGGUUUUAUUGAGGUUGAUAGUGUGUCUAAAACUGUUUCUAAGAAACAGAAAAGAGGUGCGGACAGGGAGAUGGCAGAGGCGUUCUUCCUGUCCCCUGAAAUUGGGUCAUCUAGACUCCGCCCGAGGAAGGAUAUACCUUCCUUCCGAAGGGUGUUACUAAGUUCCAAUGAUUUUGACAGAAUCGUGGGGAAGAGGGUGAAAGUAUUCUGGCCAGACUCGAGGAGAUGGUUUUCUGGUCGGAUAAAGUCGUUUGACCAGGAGAAGCAGCUCCACACUGUUAUCUAUGAUGACGGUGACAAGGAGCAUUUGGAUUUGAUGCAAGAGCGUUUUGAACUUGAGAUUUUUCCGAGUGAAACAUUCAUUUUAUCCUCUAGAUCAGAGCCCAAGUUUCCAGAUACUGGUGAGGGGAGUAGAGACUCUAUAAAUGAGGGUUCACAUAUUAUAGAUGAUGCUGAAACUGUAAACACAAAGAUGAAGCGGAGCAUGUCAUCAAGAGCCCAAAAAAGGACGUCAAAGAAAGAGGGGUUUGAACCAGAGAAAAAGUAUGCUAGGAUGGUAAGUGAACCCUCAAAGGCUGCCAAAGGAAAGCAUCCAAAGCUGCAAAGUGGAAAAGAUACUGAUAGUGAUGAAGUAAGUGAAAAAAUUGAGCAGAAGAUGGCGACUGGUGAAAUCUAUAUGGACAAAACUGUGGGUGCUAGUUCUCAGGAACAUCACAAUGAGGCUGAACUGCACACUGGUAAAAAAGAAUUGGGUUCUGAUGGCAGUGAGGUAAGUGGAGAAUCUGCAAAAGUGGAUGCCACUGAGGUCAAUGAUGUUAAUCCAUUUGAAAAGAAGGGAAAGAUCAAGAGGAAAAAAACAUCAAAGGAAGCAAAAAAGGGCAAGGCAGAACCAAAAGUCAAAAGAAAUACUGAGGAUGAGAAGUUAGCGCACUUGGAGGACAUGGAAGCUGAUGUGCUUCCUGAAAUAGUUGACAAGAAGAAAACCGUUGGAAAAAUCACUAUGGAAAGAUCUGAAAAUCUUGAUGAUGGGAAAGAUCAGACAGGAUUUGAUUCAAACCAAGCAAGUGGUGGAAGCAAGGAAGCAUCUGAAGUUCAGAGUACUCAAACAAAAUCUCUUAAUAAAGAAGAAGAUCCCGAGGUUCUUGGUAUACAGAAAAUUGAGAGUCAUGAAGCUGCAGGAGAUAAAGUGGAGCCAGGAGACGAGAAUAUUUUGGAAGAAGGAAGAGAGGUGAAUAUUAUUAGUUUGACAAACCAGGAAACCGCCUCAGAUGGGGGGCCUGAUGCAAAGUCCUCAGAUUCACAGCCAGUAUCAAAUGCCAAAGCCAAUGAAGAGGAAAAUCAGGAUAAUGUGGAAAGCCAGGAAGAACCUCUAAUAAAGAUGCUAGCAAGGGCCAAAUCUAGGAAGUGAAGUGCUGGUUGACUGAGAAGGAGCUUUCACCUUCCUGAUUAGGUGAUUCUGUUGUGUUUGCAUUGACAUGUUUGGAGCAUCGACUGGAAUCAGUUGCUUGGGAUAUUUCAACCUAUACUGGAAAGUAAAUUUAGGAAUUAUACAUUUAUACUCCAUUAUUCCAACUUUGGGAUAUCAGUGAAUUUUUUUACCCUUUUUUUUUUUUGGUGGGUAUGCCUUUGCGCAUUUUGACGCUUGAAACUCCAUCCAAUUUUGGAACACCUGUUGUCUAUUUAUACUCAGUUUUUGCUCCAAAUUGCAUGGUCAUGGAUUCUGAUACCUAUGUCAUUUACCGUUACUGUACAAAUGGGAUUUUAUUCUCUUUCUCUGCC